AUUUAAUUUUCUAAUAAAGGAUUUAUGAUCUAUCAGAAGCUUCACGUAGCGGGAAUGGAAAGCACGCAAUCGCGACCCCUUUCUCUUCAUCUACAUUCUUUUCCUCCAAAUCCCUUCAAUAUUACCAGCCAAUUCUUCAAAAUCAAAGCCUCCCAAAACCCCAUCAAACACCGUGGAUUUCCCAAGUAUCGCAAGAGGAAACACAAUUCAUCGUUCACAGAGAAAGAUGCAUUUCCAGAAUCAUUACCACUCCAGACCAAAAACCCAGCGGCUGUUUACAAAGACAUUCAAAGAUUCGCCAGGCAAAACAAGCUCAAGGAAGCUCUCACCAUCAUGGACUACUUGGACCAGCAAGGUAUUCCUGUUAAUGUCACUACCUUCUCUACACUUAUUGCCGCUUGCGUUCGAUCAAAAUCUCUACGUGAAGCCAAACAAAUUCAUACCCAUAUCCGCAUUAAUGGCCUUGGAAACAACGAGUUCUUGCGAACUAAAUUGGUCCAUAUGUACACUUCUUGCGGUUCUCUUGAUGAUGCCAAACUUGUGUUUGAUGAAUGUACUAGUAGUGGUAGUGUGUACCCGUGGAAUGCCUUGCUUAGAGGUACUGUGAUAUCGGGUGGCAAAAGAUACCUUGAUGUGCUUUCUGCCUAUGCAGAAAUGCGACAAUUAGGUGUUGAAUUGAACGUGUAUACUUUCACUAAUGUGAUUAAGAGCUUUGCCGGUGCAUCAGCUCUCCGGCAAGGUUUGAAGACUCAUGGCCUUUUGGUAAAGAAUGGAUUGCUUGACAGUUCAAUUCUCAGGACCGGUUUGAUUGAUAUGUACUUCAAGUGUGGCAAGAUUAAGCUUGCACAUACCUUGUUUGAAGAAAUGCCUGACAGAGAUAUUGUUGUCUGGGGUGCAAUGAUUGCGGGUUUUGCGCAUAAUAGGCGUCAAAUGGAAGCAUUGGACUAUUUAAGAUGGAUGAUAGGUGAAAGAAUAUACCCCAACUCGGUCAUACUAACCACAAUCCUCCCUGUGAUAGGAGAAAUGUGGGCAAAGAAGUUAGGCCAGGAGGUUCAUGGGUAUGUUUUGAAAAGAAAGAAUUGUUCAAGGCAAUUAUCAAUUCAGUCUGGACUAAUUGACAUGUACUGCAAAUGUGGAGACAUGGGUUCAGGCAGGCGGGUGUUUUAUGGCUCAAUGGACAGGAAUACUGUGUCUUGGACUGCUUUGAUGUCUGGUUAUGCAUCAAAUGGGAGGCAUGACCAGGCUUUGAGAUCUGUAGCUUGGAUGCAGCAGGAAGGGUUUAGGCCUGAUGUUGUCACAGUUGCCACUGCUAUUCCAGUUUGUGCAGAGUUGAAGGCUUUGAAGCAUGGCAAGGAAAUUCAUGCUUAUGCUGUUAAGAGUUUGUUCUUGCCUAAUGUAUCUGUAAUAACUUCUCUGAUAAAAAUGUACUCAAGUUGUGGGGUCUUGGACUACUCUGUUAAAUUAUUUGAUACCAUGGAGAAUAGGAAUGUGAUAUCCUGGACAGCUAUGAUUGAUUCCUAUGUAGAAAACUGGUGUAUAAAUGAAGCAUUGUCCGUGUUUAGGUCAAUGCAGUUGUCAAAGCACAGGCCAGACUCUGUUGUGAUGGCAAGAAUGUUGAGCAUUUGCAGUGAAAUUAAAGCUUUGAAGCUUGGGAAGGAGAUUCACGGGCACGUCUUGAAGAAAAAUUUUGAGGCAAUUCCUUUUGUUUCAGCAGAAAUUGUGAAGAUGUAUGGGAGCUGUGGAGCGAUUCAAGGAGCAAAAUCAGCUUUCUAUGCAAUUCCAGUCAAGGGUUCAAUGGCGUGGACUGCUAUUAUAAAGGCAUAUGGAUGUAAUAAUCUAUGGCAGGAAGCUGUCCACCUCUUUCACAAGAUGAUAUCUGGUGGUUUCACUCCCACCCAUUUCACUUUCAAAGUUGUUCUAUCGAUUUGUGAACAAGCUGGAUUUGCAGAUGAUGCUUGUCGGAUCUUUGAUAUAAUGACUCGAAGGUAUAAAAUCAAUGCAUCUGAAGAAUAUUACUCUAUUAUCAUUGGACUUCUUACUCGUGAUGGUCGCAUUCAGGAGGCUGAAAGAUUUAUACAGAUGAGUUCUUCCUCGUAAUAAGAAAAAAUUGAUAUUUUUUGUACCAAUUAAGUUCCUGCAACCUCCGUGAGGUUGUUCAAUACUUGGAAAUUGUAUAGAUUUGUGCAACUUAGCAUAUCAUAUGAAACUAAGAAAGAAAGAAAAAAGAAAAAAAAAGAGGGAAAAUUUUCUUUCAUUUGUCAUGAGCAUAGUGUUGUACAUUUCCCAAUCAUGACUAACAUGCUGGAAGACAGCAAUUUCCUUUGUGCAUACAGAAAAGUUCGUAGAUUGGAUGGUUUAGGUCCCAUUUCAUAGUUUCAUUGGAUAGCUCAACCAUUAAACAAAAGAAGGAAAAGAAGAAGAGGCCAAGGAGGCAUGCAAAUUAGAAGUGGUGCAAUGGAUUGAUUAUAUUGGCAGGGCAAACCCUAACUGCAAUGCAUACUUGAGAUUCGUGCAAUAAUUGUCUUCCUUUUUUCUAUUUUUUAAAUUGUUGCAUAAAAUUUAAAUUUAUUUUUCUUAGGAAUUGAUUAUUUGAUUGCCAAGAAAGUAGAGGAAAAUGCAAAAUGUUUCUUAAAUUUAUAAUUUUUGUCCCUUGAUUUCACUUUUUUGGUGGUAGUUCUUUUGAUAUAGGGUUUUAUCUGCUGCUGUAAUGCUAUUUUAUUUAGACAUUACUGCUGCUGUAUAUACUUGUAAUAAUAGAAUUAUCUGUCUUUUUUGGCUGAUAUUAUGGC
This is a messenger RNA of Manihot esculenta (cassava), 2789 nucleotides long. Its product is annotated as pentatricopeptide repeat-containing protein At1g71460, chloroplastic. The transcript has a single exon. NCBI's taxonomy places the organism in Eukaryota, Viridiplantae, Streptophyta, Magnoliopsida, Malpighiales, Euphorbiaceae. Gene Ontology annotation, biological process: RNA modification. Bases 25 to 2097 code for a protein of 690 amino acids. The record is from RefSeq and is a predicted model, not a curated record. Gene Ontology annotation, molecular function: protein binding; RNA binding.